Messenger RNA from Punctularia strigosozonata HHB-11173 SS5, 1227 nucleotides. RefSeq names its product CDF-like metal transporter. Bases 1 to 1227 code for a protein of 408 amino acids. The transcript is spliced from 7 exons. Gene Ontology annotation, molecular function: monoatomic cation transmembrane transporter activity. Gene Ontology annotation, cellular component: membrane. The record is from RefSeq and is a predicted model, not a curated record. Gene Ontology annotation, biological process: monoatomic cation transport; transmembrane transport. Lineage: Eukaryota; Fungi; Basidiomycota; Agaricomycetes; Corticiales; Punctulariaceae.
AUGGUCGUCCCCGCCGACCCCGCCGACCCCGCCCCCCUCCCCGCCGCCGUCGCCCUCGACGCCCCGAAGGACUCCGACGCAACGGUACACCCAGACAUCGGCCAGGACCGCGACGUCGAGCGCUCGCCGACCAUCGCCAGGCGGCACUCUUCCGAUCCGUUCACGCUCCGCGCAGGCCUCCAGCCCGAGUCCACCCUCGCCGACCUCCGCAAACGCCAUCCAGGCCGCAAGGGACGCCGCCUCGAGCGCUACCAACGCGGCCAAAAUGAGCUCAUCGAAUCGCUGCUCAAGCCGAUGGAGGAGCACACCCUCGCCGCCGCAGAGCAGGCGGAGGCAGCCCGUCUUCCGGUGAAAAUCGCCGUGUGGGCCAGCCUGGUCGCCAACUUUGCCCUCUGCGUGCUGCAGAUGUACGCCGCCAUCUCCGCCCUCUCCCUCUCCCUCAUCGCCACCGGCAUCGACUCCAUCUUCGACAUCGGCUCCAACGUCCUCCUCUUCUGGCUCCAUCGCAAGGCCACCCGCAUGGACGCCAACCGCUGGCCCGUCGGCGGCAGCCGUCUCGAGACCAUCGGCAACGUCAUCUACGGCUUCCUCAUGGGCUCCGUCAACCUCGUCGUCAUCGUCGAGUCCGCCCGUUCGCUCAUCACCUCGUCGGACGGCAACGAGUUCCACAUCCCGUCCAUCGUCGCCGUCGCCGCCGCCCUCGGCGUCAAGUUCCUCCUCUUCCUCUACUGCCUCUCCAUCCGCAAACAGUCUUCCCAGGUCGAGGUCCUCUGGGAAGACCACCGGAACGAUCUCUUCAUCAACUCGUUCGGACUUCUCAUGUCUGCCGGCGGCUCCAAACUGAAGUGGUGGCUUGACCCGAUGGGGGCGAUCAUCAUCGCUGCAGGCGUCAUCGCCGCCUGGGGACGGACCGUCUACCGCGAGUUUGAGCUCCUCGCCGGCAAAUCGGCCCCGCACGAGUUCCUACAGCUACUGAUUUAUAACGCGACCACCUUCAGCGACGAAAUAGAAAAAGUUGAUACCGUACGAGCCUACCAUAGUGGACCUGAAUAUUUCGUGGAAAUUGACGUCGUCAUGGACGCCGAGACACCGCUUUGGAAAGCGCACGACAUUAGCCAGCAGCUCCAGGACAAGCUGGAACUCCUGCCCAACGUCGAUCGCGCAUUCGUCCAUGUCGACCACGAAACCACGCACACUCCCGAGCAUCGCAAGGAGAAAGAAUCAUGA